Messenger RNA from Rotaria sp. Silwood2, 1119 nucleotides. The record is from the annotation of a GenBank genome assembly. NCBI's taxonomy places the organism in Eukaryota, Metazoa, Rotifera, Eurotatoria, Philodinida, Philodinidae.
AUGGCCAAUGGAAGCCAUUUUCUGGGUGGUACUAUUACUUGGCAACUACAGAAUAAAUCGGCUACUGGUACACCUGUGGCUGUUCUCAUAACUCAGACAUAUUCAUGGACAUAUACAUCUGCCAUAUGCACAAGUACUAUGAUUGCGACUAAUCAACUUAUUCCCAUUUCAGUAGGAUCACUUACUUGCUCGCCGAUUUGCCCAGUUGGUUUUGGAACUGUGUCCGCUACACCACAUUGUACCGAUAUUUCGGUGAUAAACGGCAUCACUGUUGGACAACGUUUAGAUACAGUUCAUAUUCCAACAGGCAGCAACUUUUCAAUAGCUUUUGCAGGUGGUGCAUGGGGUUCUCUAACAUCAGGCGGAAGCAGUUGGUCCAUUACAUCGCAUGUCAAUCUAGUACUAAGAACUAAUAAUGGCAAAUAUAACAGUGCUCCAGUUUCUACCAUGAUGUCUCCAAUCAAUAUUAUAUUGAAUGAAAGUACAAUUAUCACUGUACCAUUGAGUGAUGCUGAUGGAGAUGUUUUGCGUUGUCGUUGGGCAACAUCAUCGAAUGGUGUUGAUGAAUGUGCAAGCGUUUGUCCCCCAAGUUCAUUGCCAUCAAAUACAACUAUCUAUUCAAACUGUACCAUUGUAAUUACUGGUAGCACAGUUGGCAAUAAGUUUGCUGUGGGACUUAUGGUAGAAGAUUUUAUCAAUUCAACCAGUAACGUACCAUUAAGUUCAGUACCCGUCCAAUUUAUUGUGAAAGUCAUUGCUCCACUAUCAUGUAUCUAUCAACCUAAGUUGAUCCUUCUUACAGAAUCAUGCACACCAAUCAAAGUCAAUGAAACAUUUACAUCAACAUUAUUGGCAAUCAACAAUUGUGGAGCAACUGUCACUAUUACUGAUAUUUCUACACUGUCUUUUUCUGGUAUGGUACAGACUUCUGUCAUAAAGUUUAAUUCGAGCGUUUUCUAUAAAAAUUUAACAUGGACACCAACAAUAAAUCAAGUUGGCUAUCAACCAAAGUUCAGUCUUCACAAUACUGUUUUACAUUCUAUGUCACAGAAAAUGGUGAGAAUACAUGUUCUGGGGUUACACACAUUGCAAAAACAACGACAACAACAACAUCCAUAA